Messenger RNA from Branchiostoma belcheri (Belcher's lancelet), 1280 nucleotides. Its product is annotated as potassium channel subfamily K member 2-like. The record is from RefSeq and is a predicted model, not a curated record. Gene Ontology annotation, biological process: potassium ion transmembrane transport; stabilization of membrane potential. Gene Ontology annotation, cellular component: membrane. Lineage: Eukaryota; Metazoa; Chordata; Leptocardii; Amphioxiformes; Branchiostomatidae. Bases 204 to 1280 code for a protein of 358 amino acids. Gene Ontology annotation, molecular function: potassium ion leak channel activity. The transcript is spliced from 6 exons.
GUUUGGUGUCAUAGAUAUGUCUAUAGAACAAAUGGAAGUUUGUAAAACAGCUUAUAAACAGUGAAGCUGAGAAUGGGAACCAACAGAAGAAUGCUUUCUUUUAAGUCACAGAUUUAGAAGCCAGUCACGUACAUGUGUACAGUAAGGGUGAUCACACAACCAACAACAUUGGCGACAAGAUUUAGGAGAAAAGUUUGUAAGCCAUGGGCAGUGACGGUGCAGUUGGCUGGAAACAGAUCACUGUGGUGUUCUGUGUGCUGGUGGCUAUACUGUUUGUGGGAGCAGGCAUCUUCAAGGCGCUCGAGGAAACCUUCUACGAUCCGGCCGUGGAGAGAGUACAAGAUGUGGAGGAAACUCUGGCCGAGUUUGUGACAAAUCACAGUGAUGUGACACACGACCAAGUGGUGGAACUACUGAGGAAGAUUGACAUAGCGAGGCACGGAUACAGUGACAUUGAGGAUGUUUUACCCAAGAAUACAUCCAAGACCCACUCCCUGGACUACAUGGAGUCUUGGUACUUCUGCAUGACGAUCGUCACCACCAUCGGUUAUGGACAUAUGGGGCCUUUGACUGAUGCUGGCAAGGUUUUCUGCUGCAUCUAUGCCCUAGUAGGCAUUCCGGUGUGGAUCAUCCUUCUAACUCUUGUUGGGGCACAGUUGAGUGAUUCAACCAGAUGGAUGGAGAAACGUGUGAGUGAGCUCUUAGCCAGAGUAACGCGGAUUCCGAAGAAAUUUCGAGCGCCUGGACUCAUCACAGCCAUAGCCUUCAUGAUAACAGCAUUUUUCUUCAUUCCUGCACUCAUAUUCCAUAAAGUUGAGUCCUGGACCUACCUGGACGCCAUCUACUUCUGUGUUAUCACCCUGACCACAGUGGGGUUUGGGGACUUUGUUCCAGCACUACCAACAGAAAAGAUGAAUACAGCUUCUAAUGUUGCCUACAAGAUUUCAGUGUUCCUGUGGAUCACAGUGGGGCUGGCCUUCCUUGCCGGCUCCCUUGAGAGAAUCGGAACAGCUCUGAAGCUUCUGGGAGAGAAGAUGACAGACAUGGAUCUAGAUCCUCUCGAGAUCACCAACCGACCUACAGACAACGUUGACGGUCAAACCAACGAGGCACUCGACAUCCAAAGCAACCAUGACUUAAACGGGGCAGACCACAGAAAUGGCUCGAACAAUGUCGCAAAUGGCAGGACGCAGACGAGGAAAGAAAAAGAGAUCAAACCACAGGAACUGGCAGACUGGGGUAAAAAUGGACAUUACAGACAGGGAGACACUGCUCUGUGA